AUGGAAGAUCCACGAACCACGGCGUAUCAAUCUCAAAAUCAGCGAAGAAGAUGUAGAAAAGGUUAGUUAAUUUGAAACUUUUUAUGAGGUUAUUCAUUCUCAGUCCAAAAAAAACAUGAUAAAAAUGUUAUUUUUUUUCAUUCUUUCGAUUCUGAAUAACCUUACUAAAGAUUUUGAACUGGAAGUUGUGUAAUUAGAAAACAUUUUCCAGGCCUUUCACGCGAAGUACUUGUGGCUUUGAGCCCGGGACUCCGUCUUGGAGACAUUUUGCACAUAAAAAAGGAGCUGUUCUCGAAGGAAACCACCGCGAAUCCCAAUCGGAUUCAAUUUUCGAUGAAAUGUCGCCGGAUCAAAUGCGACUUUAUCUCAAAAUUCAAGCAACUCAAAGAGGAAUUCAAAAAGAUGUGGAGAAGGUUGGUUGUUUGAAAUAUUUUUCAAUUGAUUUUUCACAAUCCAUUCUCCAGGCGUUCCAUCAGAUGGACAAAGAGGAAUUCAAAAUGGAUUUGUAAAUAG
Messenger RNA from Caenorhabditis angaria, 513 nucleotides. The record is from the annotation of a GenBank genome assembly. Lineage: Eukaryota; Metazoa; Nematoda; Chromadorea; Rhabditida; Rhabditidae.